This is a messenger RNA of Seriola aureovittata, 6758 nucleotides long. It is a transcript of the gene tead1a, whose product is annotated as TEA domain family member 1a. Gene Ontology annotation, biological process: embryonic organ development; regulation of transcription by RNA polymerase II; hippo signaling. The transcript has 12 exons. NCBI's taxonomy places the organism in Eukaryota, Metazoa, Chordata, Actinopteri, Carangiformes, Carangidae. Gene Ontology annotation, molecular function: RNA polymerase II cis-regulatory region sequence-specific DNA binding; DNA-binding transcription factor activity, RNA polymerase II-specific. Gene Ontology annotation, cellular component: transcription regulator complex. The coding region runs from base 568 to 1854 and encodes 428 amino acids. The record is from RefSeq and is a predicted model, not a curated record.
GUGACGCCAGCCCCUCUCACCCCGCCCCGUUCAACUCAGUCCACUGCGUUCAUUUCAUUCCUGCUCCCAUUCCGCGCAUAUUUCGCAUCCUUGGAGAGACGCUGCGCAUUUUACGCACUCAGCGCGCCCGAUUCUUCAUCAAACCAAAACCGAGAGGAGACUGGAGUUGGCGGAGGGCUUCCCGAUGCUGUAGCGACUUCAAUCCGCGGAAAAGUGUGGGAAUUAAUCCAUAAAGAGGCGUAUGAAUCGAGGUUCCUGCUGUCUGGCGUUGCAUAUCGGACCAGCGUGUUGAGUUUUCUACAGACAGACUUCAGCCACUUUCAGUGUUAGUAUUAUUGAUAGUUAGUAUUUGGGAUCACUAUUGUUGAAGCCACAUUUAGCAUUAGCAUCCUGUCCGCACUGGGAGUUAUUAUUUAUUAUUAGUAUUAACACUAACUUGAGUUCACCAGUAGCUUUUUCUUUUUUUUCUUUUCUUUUUUUUUUUUUUUUUUACACGUCACGUUAUUGGAAUCAAACCAUUAGCAUCAGUGCUGAGCACACGUCGGCCAGUUAACGUUAGCUGCCAGGAUGGAGCGCAGUAGCUGGAGCGGCAGUGAGAGUCCCGGGGAGGACAUGGACAGACUGAGUGACUCCGGAGGGGACAAGACCAUGGACGGGGACCCCGAGGGGGUCUGGAGCCCCGACAUCGAGCAGAGCUUCCAGGAGGCCCUGGCCAUCUACCCGCCCUGUGGAAGGAGGAAGAUUAUACUGUCGGAUGAGGGAAAGAUGUACGGCCGAAAUGAGCUCAUAGCCAGAUACAUCAAGCUCCGAACGGGCAAGACGCGGACGAGGAAACAGGUAUCCAGUCAUAUUCAGGUCUUAGCCAGAAGAAAAUCCAGGGAGUUUCAGUCCAAACUAAAGGACCAGAAUGCCAAGGAGAAAGCUCUGCAGAGCAUCUCCUCCAUGUCCUCGGCUCAGAUCGUCUCAGCCACUGCCAUACACAGCAAGCUCCUGCCUGGAAUAGUACGGGCCAGCUUCCCUGGCAACCCGCAGCUGUGGCAGGGGAUGAUCCCUGGGGGACAGUCCAGCUCCACCACAGAAGACAUCAAGCCGUUCUCUCAGCAGGCCUACAAUGUGCAGACAGCAGGGACCACCACAAUCUCAGCCUACGAGCCUCCCACUACAGCCCAAACACACAGAGAGCCAGCGUGGCAGGGUCGCUCUAUCGGCACCACCAAACUACGACUGGUGGAGUUUUCAUCUUUCCUGGAGACACAGAGGGACCAGGAGGCAUACAACAAGCACCUAUUUGUGCACAUCAGCCAGAGCAGUCCGAGCUACAGCGACCCACUGCUGGAGUGUGUGGACAUCAGACAGAUCUACGACAAGUUCCCCGAGAAGAAGGGCGGCCUCAAGGAGCUGUUCGGCAAGGGCCCACAAAACGCUUUCUACCUGAUCAAGUUCUGGGCGGACCUGAACUAUAAUGUGCAGGACGACCCCGCGGCCUUCUACGGUGUGACCAGCCAGUACGAGAGCUCGGAGAACAUGACCAUCACCUGCUCCACCAAGGUCUGCUCUUUCGGCAAGCAGGUGGUUGAGAAAGUGGAGACGGAGUAUGCGCGGUUUGAAAACGGGCGUUUCGUCUACAGAAUCAGUCGCUCUCCGAUGUGUGAAUACAUGAUCAACUUCAUCCACAAGCUCAAACACCUGCCUGAGAAAUACAUGAUGAACAGCGUGCUGGAGAACUUCACUAUUCUGCUGGUGGUGAGCAACAGAGACACUCAGGAGACCUUGCUGUGUAUGGCGUGUGUGUUCGAGGUGUCCAACAACGAGCAUGGAGCACAGCACCACAUCUAUCGACUCGUCAAGGAAUAACACACACACUUAUACAUAUAAAUAUAUAUAUACACACAUACACGGACACACACAUAUGGCCUUUGUUUGGUGACUGAUCGCGACACUGGAGGUAAAAAAAAAAAAAAAAAAAGUCAAGUGUCUUUCAGCCAAACAACUUCGAUUUAGUGGAGGAAGAAAUUGGCUGCAUUUUCACUGCUGCUCACGAGACAAAACAUUAAGAGGUAGUUUUUAAUUAACAUCAGAUGUGACACAGUACGCUGCAGAGGCCUCCCCAACAGGAGCAUUUCAACACAAAAUAUUAAAUCCACCCUGAGUAUUAGAUGCUCAUUAGCUGGAAAAAAAAGCACAGUGGCAGUGCAGCCAUAGAAACACAUUAAAAUCGACCUGGGUGGUUUUCCCCAAGAACAUCCUGACUCAGACAUCAAAGGGAGAUGUCACGUGUCCUGCUAAUUGGUUUUCUUACCCACUUUCACCCAGCAAAUUCACAUUCUGCUGUUCUGAUGAUGGAGAUGAAAGUCGUGUCGUGUCUGUCACGUGUGUUUUGGGGAAACUCAGCCCAGGGAGAGGAAGAAAAAAAAAGAUUUUCAACAUUUUCAUUUUCUGCCCCUGUGAAAUAAGUGUGUGUGUGUUAUCUGCGAAGAUAUUGACGGACACUGAAGGUCAGACCCUGUGUAUCAUCAAUAACCAGAGAAGGAAAUAACACUACUGCAUUAUCAUAUAGUACAAUAUAGAGGUGGAUUUGUACAGAUAGCCACUGCGAAUUGUGUGAGCUGCAUUCUUGCACAAAAAAGAGGUUUGUCCCAAAGAGAAGAGAAAAUCAAAUUUUUACCUUUUGUAUGUUUUCAUCUAAAAAAAAAAAAAAAAAGAAUAGCUUCUAAACUUUGGGAAAUUGUUUAUUGAUAGUAGCAUAUAGACUAUAUUUUAAUUCCAGGAACACUAUCUAAAAUUUAUGUCAAUAAGAAACUAUAAGUGAAAUUGAACAAUUCAGGUACCUUUUUUUGUGCAACAGGUGACCCUUCAUCUUCUAGAUAUAAAUAAAUAAAUAAUAAGUCAAGAGUUUGUUAAAGUUAUAAUCCUCAAGAUUUCAGUCCCAGUUGAUUUGGCGUUAAAUACAUUCUGUUUCCUGUGGCCCUUUCACAGUAAAAGCCAGCACCUAUAGGAAAUGUUGUGUUUGCAUUAAUACAGAUCCGAUACCACUCUAAGAGAUUAAACAGUAGAUGACGAGGCUGAUUUGAAUAAGAUAAACUACAAACAUUGGAUUACAUGUUUCCUGUUAUUUGAGCCAAAGGUUGGAUUUAAUUUGAUGAGAAUCUUGAGGAUUAAAACUUUAAAUAUCUUGUGGUCGGUCCAUGGGAAAGCACUGUGAACCUUCUGAACUAUACAACAACGUCAUUCAUGGUGUUUCAAGGAAAGGAAAAGUUUCAUACGGUUAAAAGAAACGGCUAAAAGAAACCUGUGAUCUGCAAAUUAAGCCUAGCUUAGUUCAAUAUUCUUAUACCAGCUAACUUGAGCUUUAACUCAUCCGUACUGACACAGGUGUUCAAGCCUGAAAUAUUACCACAACCAUAUUUAAAUUGAAGUUUUCCACAGCUUGUUCAGUGCUUGAUUUCAGCUCUAGGGGGCAUUAAUUCAGUUGAAGACACAGUUCCCUUUAAUCAGUGGAGGACUGGUUUCUUCCAGUUACACAACACUAUGCCACCAUAGAAGUGAUUUAUGAAACAGAAACCAAAAAACUGUUGAAGUGAUGUGUACUGUAGCAGGUGUCGACCGGUGGUCCGUCCGUGUCAUGCUCAGCAGCAUGAAGUGCCUUUGGUUGGAGACAGAAGUAGAAGUUUUUACUCUGUUUUUAUGAGAGUCCUGAUAAUUUUGCUGUUGUAGAUGGUGGGUAGAAAUAUACGGAGACGCAUUAUAGGGAUCACAUGCUCCAGUAUUCAGUGUCUUGUCCAAAUUCUAUAUUUAAAGGCUGUUUCUUGUUGUAAUUUGUAGACAGUCAGCAGUGGACCAUCCUGAAUUAUCUGUUUUUAUUUCCCACAUGAUGUCAGUGAGACACACUCUGGUUCUUUUUGUGUCUGAUGGAUUAUAACCAACAUGUGUUUGCAUUUACAUGUAUGUGUGACAGGUUCAUGUUGAAACAGCUUCCACAUGAUGGUGCCUCAUUCAUAAAAUGCAGCAGUUACUACGACAGAAGACCAAUUCUAACUUGUAUCUUCACAUCCCCACUGUAAUAUAAUUGAAAAAAAUAAUUGGGCCAUUAUUAUAGACUUAAAUAGGGCCGCAAUCAUGUUCAUCACUUCUUCACUUUGUUGCCAAGAAUUAAAUGAGAAGACUGAUACUAGUUUUAUGCCACGAUAAACAUGAAGCUACAGCGGUUAGCUUAUCUUAGCUAGCAUAAUAAUUGGGAACAGCUAGCCUAGCUCUGUCUGACGGUAACGACAUCUUAUCAGCACCUCUAAAGCCAACUGAUAUGUUAAAUCUCAGUUGUUUAAUCCAUUAAAAACCGUAGUGUGCAGUCAAUAAGUGUGUUUCUAUCCAGCUGGUUUUAUGCAUAUUUUCAAUUUGCACAUAAAAAAACCUAAGUGGGAAAUUCAAAAACUCAAAAUAGCAAAAAAAAAGAAGUUUUUACGUAUUGGUGGAAAAAGUUUGUAUAUUGAUAAAAGCAAACUGCAAUGGAAACAUGACUUCAGAUAUAUGUUUUCUACUUUGGUCCCACUGUUCUAGGAGCGACUGGUGCUCUAAUAAUUACAUAUUAAUACUGCAACAGUCUAAUGGCAACCAGCACUACCAAAUGUUUAUGUCAAUGAACCAAAUUGCAUAACAGUAGUGUAAUGAGUAUUUGAGCUGUAUAUGGUGGGAAACCUGAGUUAUGCGCCUGACAAUGAAAUAGUCCAGUACCUAACCCAAUAAAGUUACAACAAACACAAUGCAUAUUGAGUGAGUUUCAGAGGUGCUAGUAGACAGAUUUUUAUUUUAUGUUAAUUUUAUUUUAGUUGUGUCCCACUGUUCCAGCCUAAGCUAAGCUAAACUAAGCUAACUGGCUUUUGACUGUGCUUCGUAUUUACUGUAUAAAUAUGCAUAUUUAGUGUAUAAACGUGCUUGUGGCAUCAAUAUUCUCACCUAACUCCUGGCAGCUGCUGUUAUAAACCACACUAUCUUACAAUUAGCAUCCCACAUGACCAAAUAAUGUCUAUCAACACCUGGUCCAUUGAUAAACAGAGGACUGUUCCAACAAGUAAAACUCUGGAUAACUUACUCAGCAAACCUAGUCAGGGUUAAUACACAUACCUGCUUGUUAACAGAUCCCAGAGCUCCUUUCAGGUGAUUUGACACUCACAACACUCACAAUAAUGUCUCAUUUGGACAUAAAACAAUAGAAUUACUUGCAUAUUAAUGAAUGAGGCCCAGAAGUUUUCAUAUGUUUAUAAUAAUGAAUGCCUCUGGAGGAAGCUGAUCAGCAAACUGUCAUGACUCACAGGGUUAUGUUUCCAGUGUGACCAGCUGGGAUGCUAUGUGGUGUCCAGAACAUCCAGGAACAUGGUGUUUUAGGGCAACGUCUACUAUUUUACCAAACCUGAAAAAGAGCCAUCUUUAAUCAGAGCUGGCCACCUGUUAAAUAUUCGGUCUUGAUGAGUAACGACUCAGAAGACUUUCUACCUUUGUGCCUAAAAGUAUUUCGAUUUGUCAACCUCCAAAACCACUAUAUUUUGACUCUAUUUGUCUGAAGACUCCUGUGGGUGUCAGCCCAUCUGUCCAGUAAAACACCAUCAUCUCAACACAGCGGUGAAUCAUAAUGUCAGGAGAAUUCCCCUCUGCCUGCAGCUUUCCCAGAGUUUAGUCUCAUGCAGUGGUAGUAUGUUGUUUGCAGACAGACCACUCGGCCUUCACACCAGAGUACCGACAUGUAACAUGUACAUGGUAAUCUUAACACACAGCCUCAGAGGGCUGAUCUUUGCAAUAAUGACCCUCUGUCUGGACAUUAUCUACCACCUGCUUACCAAAGACGGUCGCCAUGCAACACAAAACACAGAGGAAAAGUGAUUUAUUACAAGCUAGAGUUACUUACAAGCUUCUGCCAAAAAAAGAGAGACUUCUAAGGAACAGGACUAUCAUCUUAGAAACAUCUGUAGCUCAUGGGCUACAAUGUAAAAUUGUACAGAUAUAAGUAAAACAAAACAAAACACAUGAAUAAACAAAAAUGAAUGGGAACUAGGUUUGAAUUUGACCCGUCACACCAAUUGUGGACACCUUCUAUCAUCUUGUUUGGCGGACUGAAGAAGCCCUGUAUGAGAAGGAAACUGAUUUAUUCAAAAUGCCCUAAAAAUGUCUGUUAAACUCACCUGUAGGGCUUUUACUGUUAAAUGUCUACUCAUUGUAACCAACUAGAGAAUGUGCUCACACUAAUAAAAGCCCCACAAAGAGCAGUGUAUACAUUCAAACUGCAGUGAACUGCUGAGUUUCUGAAUCAUUGUUGUAUGUGUUGUCGAUGUUAUCUCGUACGUGCAAGUUGGAUAUUUAUCUUCUUUUCCGAACCUCAUGUGGCACAGAAAUCCUGUCUGUAAUCAAUUCCAAAAUGGCCUUGAAAUCUUUUUCACUCCAGUGCAUGUGCAAUGCAUCUGUGUGUGUGCACUGAGGGUUUUUUUGAUAAGGUGCUUUGUAUAAAGGUGACAAUAACGUUUAUUACAGAUGUUGUGUAUAUCUUUGAUAUUCUAAUGUUUAUCCUAUUUUGCGAAGAAGAGAGAACAUUUAGGAAAAAAAAAUCCAAAAGCUAGUAACGUGUGUCUGUUGGUACUGCACAGGGUCUGAUCUUUGCUUUGUAACCUUUUUUUCCCCUCAUGGCUAAAAGUAUGGUAGAUAUUUUCUAGCUUUGUAGAGACUUUGUACGCAUAUGCUAUUCAGUUUAAAUAAAUGGUCAGUUCCAAACUGUG